AUGUCGCAUUUCCCAGUUGAUAAUUACACAGUGUUCCCAUUAGAGGUUUUGACUAAAAUUUUUAGAAUCUAUAUAGAUUCUGAUGAUCAAUCAAAACUCAUGAGUAAGAAUUACACAAAUGUGUUGAGUUUGAACCGAACAUUUCUUGAAAUUUUUGGCCCAGAGCGUAUAAUGAAGGCUGAUUUUUAUGCUUUGAUUCCCCUUCGCUCAACCAACUAUGUCAAAAGCUUUGCAAAUGAUGAAGAGUACAAAAAACACAUGUUCAGAGAAUACCGUUUUCGAGAAUUUAUCUUCAACUUAAGGAUACCCAGGAGAAAUGUGCCUCCAACGGCACCCGUACAUAUAAUCAGAAGAGAAUGGGAAAAUUUACAGUGGAUAACAGCUCCUCGUCAACUUGAGCUUUACAAUAGAGCAUUCUCAAGUGCUUACGAAGUCCUGGAUCUUGAAUUCCAUCCAGAUUAUAUUGAAAAACACUUUCCUGAGAUGCAGAGCAGAAAAGAACAGAGGGAUACACAAGUUUUUAAGAGUGUUAAAUCAUUGUUAUUAUUUUGCACUAGAGUUAUGAACAAUGAAAAUUCUAUUAUGAAAAAAUAUGUCAAGUCGUUCAACAUUGAUUUACUAUUUUUAGAUGAAUUUCAGACUGCUAGAACUUCAAAGCAUACUUUAUUCGGGAAAAUUUUGGAGAAAUACAGUGUUGGGCCUGAUAACAAUUACUUGAGUAUCAAACCAAAACCAUUCAAAGUGUUUUCAAAUUUUUUUGGUACAAGUCUUGAACAUUUCCACAAGUCUACCAGUUCAACCGCCUUGGACAUGUACAGAGGUUCUCUUGAACAUAGACGUGCAAGCUCAAGAGCAGAAUAUAUAUCAGCUUCUUUCCAAUUGAGCGCUGACUUUUUAUUUCAUCGUCAAUAUCUUGAUACAAGUGGUUCUAACACCUCAAAUCAUCUUGAAAUUCAAAAUAGAUGGCCAAUUUUCAAACAAAUUCUUUUAACCUCUGGAUUUCUUCAGCUGUUUUGUGAGAAUAAGAGAAUGAAUCUUGCUAAUUGCGUCUCCAAGAAAGAAGCACAGUCAGUGUUGAAUGAUGUUUUUGAAACGUUCGAUAGAUUUGAAGGAAUUAGAAUCAAGAGAAGAAUUAAUCUUGCAGUUAUGCUGCGCCAUCGAGACAUGGAACACAAUCAAGCGUUUUGCUUUGCACAUUGUUUUUUCAAAGCUUUCAAUAACUUGGUUGAAGAAUUGGUUAAAGCUUGCACUAUAAACUCCUCAGAUCACAUUAGCACUUCGUUGGUGACUUUAGGAUUGAAGACCAAUGCAAAUGAUUGGGAAAACAAAGAGGCUUUUGAGCUCAUCAAACCCAAAAUGAUUGUCAUCAAUAAACCUGCAAGGUCCAGUUAA
Messenger RNA from Hansenula anomala, 1392 nucleotides. RefSeq lists its product as uncharacterized. The coding region runs from base 1 to 1392 and encodes 463 amino acids. The transcript is spliced from 2 exons. The record is from RefSeq and is a predicted model, not a curated record. Lineage: Eukaryota; Fungi; Ascomycota; Saccharomycetes; Phaffomycetales; Wickerhamomycetaceae.